Elaeis guineensis (African oil palm) is the source of this 1189-nucleotide messenger RNA. RefSeq names its product large ribosomal subunit protein bL19c. Gene Ontology annotation, cellular component: ribosome. Gene Ontology annotation, biological process: translation. NCBI's taxonomy places the organism in Eukaryota, Viridiplantae, Streptophyta, Magnoliopsida, Arecales, Arecaceae. The record is from RefSeq and is a predicted model, not a curated record. Gene Ontology annotation, molecular function: structural constituent of ribosome.
AUCCGAUUCCUGACGAUGUUAUGGCCGGCCUAACCCUCUCGUUCCUCUUCUCCGAGAAUUCCAGUUUCUAACUUUCUGUCCCCAGUUUCACUAUCUUCCCUCUCUCUCUCUCUCACUCCCCUUCCUGAUAAGGUUCCGUUCCCAUGCCGCCUCCUCCCUUCGCUGGAUGCUAACCUCUCUCUCUCUCCCAAAAUCUCUCCCUUCUAAAACGAUUUCUUCGGUCGUAUGGGCUCCGCUGCGCUCCUCCACCCGCUGGUCUCUCUCCCCAAGGCCCCUCCUCGCUUCCCAAAAAUAGGGCUUCCCAUCUUCUCUUCUCUCCACCCUUGCUCCUCUACUUCCAGUCGUCUCUCCAUCUCUGGGGCUCCACCUCGCGGGUUCGGGUCCACCGUUUUCUUCCCGGGGAUCGGCCGGAGCAGGGAACCCACGGUGUUGGUCGCGAAAUCGAGCUCCGAGGACGAGGCGGCGGCGGCGGCGGGAGAUGCGGAGGAGGUGCCAGUGGAGGAAGGGGAAACCCUAGAAAACCAGACAGAGGUGGAGGAAGAGUCGAAGGUCUCCGAUGGCGAAGCAGAGGCGAAGCCUCCGAGGAAACCGCGAAUCAAGCUUGGAGAUAUCAUGGGGAUUUUGAACAAGAGAGCAAUCGAGGCUGCUGAGAAGGAAAGGCCAGUGCCAGACAUCAGGACUGGGGAUAUUGUGGAGAUUAAACUGGAAGUGCCAGCGAAUAGGCGCCGGUUAUCCAUUUACAAGGGUAUUGUUAUAUCGAAGCAAAAUGCGGGGAUACAUACCACAAUUCGAAUUCGGAGAAUUAUUGCGGGUAUCGGUGUUGAGAUUGUCUUCCCCGUGUACUCACCGAAUAUUAAGGAGAUCAAGGUUGUUAAUCACAGGAAGGUGCGGAGGGCAAGGCUGUACUACUUGAGGGACAAGCUACCUCGUUUUUCCACCUUCAAGUAACUCCCCAUAUUAUCGAGCUAUUAGUUGCCCUGUAAGAAAGACAUUCAGCUUGUUCCUUUAUGGCAAGCAACUUAGGUCUGUUCGGUGCUGUAGCACCAAACAUUCUCUUUCUUUUGCUUUUUUGAUUCUUUCCUUUGAGUUUUUUCUGAUUUACAAAACCUUACAUUUUGUAAUAUCCAAUGCUGCAUGUUAAUUUUGUACUUCAGAAUAUAUGUUAACGUCAGUUCCUAUUCUCCAGAAA